This is a messenger RNA of Gigantopelta aegis, 3202 nucleotides long. RefSeq names its product ankyrin repeat domain-containing protein 50-like. Gene Ontology annotation, molecular function: protein binding. The transcript has 9 exons. Lineage: Eukaryota; Metazoa; Mollusca; Gastropoda; Neomphalida; Peltospiridae. The coding region runs from base 155 to 1420 and encodes 421 amino acids. The record is from RefSeq and is a predicted model, not a curated record.
CGAUCUGUUAUUUUAUUGCUGACUGGUACCCGUUUCCAUAUAUGGUAUUAUUUAUAGUUUUGGAAGGGUACACUCGUGUGUAAGUUGUUUGACUUGACCAUGUAUGGGCGUGCUCCCAGAAGUUAACCCAGUUAAAUAAUUUUAACCGUGAAAAAUGCAGCGACAGAACAGCAACAGUGACGAUGCUACGAAGCUUUCUGGUGACGCUCUUGCCAUCAACAACCCAUUUGUGAAAAUACCACAGCAGGAGCACUUGAUAUUCCGGGCAGUGCGGUACAGUGAUGUCGAUAUGGUCGGGCGAUUGCUUAGGCGACCCAGUAUCGACAUUUCCAUGAUACACACUGUUCACAGUGUGAAGGAGAGAAUUAACUUGGCAGGAGAGUCAGAAAGCCCAGCACCCGAGAAUGUGGACGAGUCCCACGAGGCAACAAUGCGCAUCAUCGAAGCUUUGCCAAAAGAUGGUGAACCGUGUGUUAUUAGGGUACCUGGCAUGGCUCGUCAUAUCCGGAUGUCUAAUUACACACUUCUACACGUAGCUGCUCUUCAUUCAUCAAUCAAGAUGAUAGACUUCCUCUUGACGAGUGGAGCAGACAUUAAUGCCUGUGACGGAAAUGACCGUACCUCUGUGUUUGUGGCCUCAGCUAUUGGAAGAAAUGAUGUUGUUGAAUUUCUGGCUCAAAACGGAGCUGAUCUAGACAUCCAGACGUCCAGUAAAAAGACAGCUCUGAUGGAGGCCGUCUGCUGUGGCAAUGUGCCGGUGGUGCGGACGUUGAUUGGGGCCGGGGCCAACGUCAACCUGGUCGACAUGAAGGGCACCUCGGCUCUUUUCUUCGCCAACAUGUCGCAGCGCGACGACCUCAGUGUCCUGCAGGAACUUGUCAGAGGAGGAGCCGACGUCGACCUGUGUAAUAUAAAGGGAGCCUCCCCGCUUAUGAUGGCAGCCGGGAACCGACAUAAGAAAGCUGUCACGUUCCUCCUGGAAUCUGGAGCUGAUAUCAACCACCAAGACAGUUCUGGCAAGACAAUUUUCAACAUGGCGUCCGAGAAUGGACAGAACUUGGAAAUCUCCACUAUACUGUUGCAUGCUGGGGCUGACAUCGAGUGCCCUGACAAGAAAGGUGCGACUCCCCUGAUGAAAGCGGCAAACUUCGGCAAGCUACGCCUCAUGAAGCUGUUACUGGAGUCGGACUGCAUGAGAGACUACUCGUUGACAUCACACCCUCGCGUGCAGCAGAUGUGCGAGGCGUACCCAGACUUCGGAGACUGGCUCAACCGGGAGCUGUACAACCCACGCAGUCUGAAGCGCAACUGUCGGCAGACUCUACGACUGUCGCUAGGCCCGAGUGGCCUGCCCAGGACUUACGAGCUUCCACUGCCGGAAAUUCUGAAAGACUUCUUGUUGGUGAAGUAUGUCGACUGAUGAUGAUGACGAUGAUGAUGUGAUGAGUGGAAUGUGUGUUUUUCAGUGGAUCGGAAAGUGUCAUAGGUGUAUUUAUUGUUAAGCCGUGGAAAACAGUGUGCUCCAGGGUAUUUGGAUGGAUGAAUGAAAUGGACAGAUGAAUGGAUGGAUGAAUGGACAGAUGGAGGGAUGGAUGGACGGAUGGAUUGAUGGACAAAUGAAUGAAGAACAAUUGAAUGAAUUAACGAAGAACAAAUGAAUGAAUUAAUGAAAAAUGAAUAACAAAUACCAACAAAAAACAACAUUGGCUUUUGUGUGUCAAUGGUAAAUGAAUGAAAACAUUGAGAAACUGAUAUAUACCAUAUAUUGAUUUGUGUUACACAUUGAAACUGAAGGAGGGGUAGUUUAAAUCUCAUCGAAGUUUGUCUUUAUCCUUCACUUUAAUGACACACAGCUCUGAACCAAGUUACGGUAGAUCAUAAAAUUAAUGUAAGUAACCGUGGUCAGACUGAAAUGUGACAUGAAAUUAAUGUAAGUGACCGUGGUCAGACUGAAAUGUGACAUGAAAUUAAUGUAAGUGACUGUGGUCAGAUUGAAAUGUGACAUGAGAUUAAUGUGAGUGGCCCCUCUUUAAAUAUUACUUUUGUAAUGACAUACGUGUGUGUACCUUUCAGAAAAGUCUGAAUCAGAAAUGAAAUCAGGUCACUAAUGACAACACCAAAUAUUUGUGUACCAAUCAAUGAUGAAUAGAACAAUCAACAAAUCUGUAUGCAAGUAAACAUUGCAGCCAAUUUGAACAAUAAAAACAAAGCAAUGGCCGGCUCCUAGAUGGAAAAGUUAACCUAGAGGGCUGAUGUAAUGGUCGGCCUCGGACUGGUGUCCUGAAAACCACUCACGCAUGUGUGAUGGAUCGUGUUGGCUUGUGGCGAGUGGCGAAAGAAGCAGGAAUUGUCGCACACAACAGACAACUUACUGGACAACUGAUUCAGUAAUUAAGACUUUAUUAUAUACCCAGAAUUGUGUUUUAUAAAAUACCGGUAUAUUAAAAACAGCUGUGGCUCCGAUUGGUAGUAAUAUGUGACAUUGGAUAUUUGUGCCAAUACUGUUAUUCAUUGGCAAUAAAUAAGUACACUUUUAUUUGUUAUGCAGUAUACAUUAGAGGUUGAAACCUGUGCCGGGUAUUGCGAAAAAUUAAACUGCAGUUUUCAGUAAAAAUUAGGGUUGCUACUACAAACAUUAAUUAAAUCUCUUAAAUGAUGGGACUGCCAUCCCAUUUUCUUUUCAGUUAAACGUGAUGUGUCAUACUUUUAUGUUAGUGUACUGCCUGGAUGUGAGCUAAUAUCAGUUUCAUUAAAUGUUAACAUCGGAAAUGUCAAUUGAUUUGGUUCAGUGGAACCUAUACUAUGCAAAUCUUUAUUGGUAAUUGUUUUUCCAAAUUAAGAUAGAGUUAAUCCCCCUUUAUGCAGUAUUGAAACCCAGCACCUACCGGUACACAAAUUUCUAUUGUUAAUUUCUGGCUGUCACAUGGUACUGUCAGAUUUAGAAUAUAUAUAUAUAUUUUUUUUUUAAUGUAUCCAUUCACAAAAUAAACCACACAAUAAAUGAGAAAAACUUGCAGCAGACCUACUAGACAUAAAAUGUUAACUGCAGUGCAUCCCGUCUCCACAAAUUGAUCAGUGCUGUGCUGUUAUUUAACAAACAUUUUAUUUUAUAAAUGGCUAUUUACAAAACCAUUUUUGUAUAUAUGUAUUGUUUAUGUUUUUAAGAAUUUAUCUUUGUAUGCAAUAAAGUGCAUCAAUUUCA